Messenger RNA from Arabis nemorensis, 735 nucleotides. The record is from the annotation of a GenBank genome assembly. Lineage: Eukaryota; Viridiplantae; Streptophyta; Magnoliopsida; Brassicales; Brassicaceae.
AUGUUUGCAGGAAACGUCAUCGCUAUAUGUCUAUUCUUGUCACCAACGCCAACGUUUGUAGAGAUAGUGAAAAAGAAGUCAGUGGAAAAAUAUUCACCAUUACCAUAUUUGGCGACUCUGAUAAAUUGUUUGGUUCGGGGUUUCUACGGAUUUCCUAUGGUGCAUCCUGACAGUACAUUGGUCAUGACAUUGAGUGGUGUAGGAGUCCUGAUCGAAAUCGUUUUCCUUACCAUCUUUUUUGUUUUCUGUGGCCGCAAAAAACAGCGGUUGGUAAUAUCCGUCGUUUUAGCGGCUGAAUUUGCGUUUGUGGCUAUCCUAGCUGUUUUGGUCUUAACUCUCCAACACUCUACCGAUCAACGAACAGUGAGCGUUGGGAUUGCAUGUUGUGUUUUCAACACAAUGUUCUAUGUUGCUCCAAUGUUUGUUAUGAAAAUGGCAAUAAAGACAAAAAGCGUGGAGUUCAUGCCGUUUUGGCUAUCGGUAGCUUGUUUCUUAAACGCAGGUGUUUGGACACUUUAUGGUUUCUUACCUUUCGACCCAUUCAUGGCUAUACCAAAUGGGAUUGGAUGCGUAUGUGGACUUACUCAAUUGAUAUUGUAUGCUACCUACUAUAAAUCUACCAAAAGGAUAAUGGCUGAGAGGCAGAAGCCACCCGGCCAAGUCAGUGAAAUGCGGUUAUCAAACGCUGAAUCUGAGCAUAUCGCGAAUUUCAACAUACCGGUUAAUAGCGUUUGA